UCGGUAGCCCCGUCAUGCCGCUCACCGCUCUCCGAACGCUCCGUCCGAACAUGUCCGAACAUAUCUAACCGACACAAAAUUCAAAAUUAUUCCCCACUUCAGGUGUAACAUAAAUCUUAGGUCGGCGAGCAAUGAAAAUGUCUAAAACAAACUCCUAAUUUACGCGAGUGCUGUUCCAUAUCAAAACAUAGUGUUGAACAUAAACAUAUCUGAAUUUUUGAAUGAUCGAUUAGUGAACUAGUGUUUAGUGAACGUGGUGACGUGAUUCAGUGACGAAGUGUUUGUGAUUGUUAGUGCGGAGAUAGCAUAUAAUGUGAUGAUGAGGCGAGGGAAAGUGCUGCUCGAGGGCAGCAGACAGGGCUCUGUCGACGGCAAAACAAACGUGGCUAAUGAUAAGGAGCUGGUGCACAAAUGCCAUAGCGAUCCUGGUGGUGGGCGCGCUCUUGGGGCCGCCCCAAGGACGCACAGGCAUCGAUCUGCGUCGGGCGCGACCAGGAAAUGCGUGCUCACGCUCGACGGAUACUCAUAUGUCAUUGUGGCGAGUCCACCGGGAGGCGCGACUGCUCCACGAGAGGAAGCACCACCCCGCCCCCCGCCACCACCCGCGCCCCGCAACGGCACCCCUCCUAAACAAGGUGCCCUGACAAUCGUGCGCCGCUCCUCAAGCCGCAGUAAGGCUGAGAGUUGUCCCACGCCCACUGAUGAACAACUCGACUCACUUGACUUAGACACCGAGCACUUGCCCGCCGUCGACACGCCCGAUGCAUGUGACAAGGCCGCUCUUAGAUUACGCUAUCUCCUAAGACAAUUGAAUAGGGGUGAAAUAUCCGCAGAGACUUUACAAAAGAACCUUCAGUAUGCUGCAAAAGUUCUUGAAGCUGUCUACAUUGAUGAGACCAAACCGGCAGUGGCGCGCCAGCAGUCGGCCCCAACCCUGGUGUUUAGGAGGCUGGCUGACGAAGAUGACGAGCUGUCAGAAGUCCAACCUGAUGCUGUACCACCUGAGGUCCGGGAGUGGCUGGCGUCCACCUUCACGCGACAACUGGCAACAGCGAAGCGAAAGUCUGAUGAGAAGCCCAAGUUCCGGUCGGUGGCUCACGCCAUCAGGGCAGGGAUCUUCGUGGAUAGGAUCUAUAGAAGAGUCACCAGCACUGCGCUGAUGCAGUUUCCCCAAGACGUCAUUAGAGUACUAAAGACAUUAGAUGAAUGGUCAUUCGACGUAUUUGCCCUGCACGAGGCGUCGGGCGGGGCACCCGUCAAGUACCUUGGCUAUGAACUACUCAACAGAUAUGGAAUGAUACAUAAGUUUAAGGUCCCACCGACGACGUUGGAGAACUUCCUCAACAGGAUAGAGGAAGGUUACUGCAAGUUCCACAACCCUUACCACAAUAACCUCCAUGCAGCUGAUGUGGCUCAAACAGUUCACUACAUGCUGUGUCAGACUGGACUGAUGAACUGGCUAUCGGACUUGGAAAUCUUCGCGACGCUUGUGGCGGCAGUGGUGCAUGACUACGAGCACACAGGCACCACGAAUAACUUCCACGUGAUGUCAGGGUCUGACACCGCAUUACUGUACAACGAUCGAGCUGUUCUCGAGAACCACCAUAUUAGUGCUGCAUUCAGACUGAUGCGGGAUGAGGAAUGCAACCUACUGCAGAAUCUAUCUAGAGAGGAGUUCCGGGAGUUCCGUACCCUGGUCAUCGACAUGGUCCUGGCGACGGACAUGUCGUUCCAUUUCCAACAACUGAAGAACAUGAGGUCGCUGCUCUCACUCGCUGAGCCCACCGUUGACAAGUCCAAGGCUGCCUCUCUUAUUCUACACUGCUGUGAUAUUUCACACCCAGCUAAGAGAUGGGACCUGCAUCACAGGUGGACAAUGAGUCUCCUGGACGAGUUCUUCCUGCAGGGAGACAAGGAGCGGGAUCUGGGGCUCCCGUUCAGCCCACUUUGUGACAGGAACAACACGCUCGUGGCGGAGUCGCAGAUCGGUUUCAUCGAGUUUAUCGUCGAACCAAGCAUGGGCGUCUGUGCCGAUAUGCUUGAGUGCAUAUUGGGCCCUCUACAUUCCAGCAGCAAGAACUCCACCAGUUCUGCUGAACCUAUCAAUGAAGAGAGCACAGGAAAUGAAAAUAGCAGCAAGUUCAAGAUCAGGAAGCCAUGGGUCGCGUGCCUCAGCGAUAACAAAAAGAUAUGGAAGGAGCAAGCUGCUAAAGAUGCUGAGGCACGCGCUAAACAGGAGGAGGAGAACAACAGUGUUCCACCGACAACAGAGGAAUAAUAUUUAGCCUCAUUUGUAAAUAGCGUUAGAUCUAGUUGUUGCAACAUGUUCUAUUCGUUGUUAAAGAAAAGCUAAAGCAUACUGUAAAAUAUACAUACGUGUGCCAGCUAUAUUAUACGUUGCUAAUUUAUUAAAAUAUAAAUUGUUGUGUGUAACGCACAAAUAUACGACUUGGAAGCACAAUGCGAAAAGCCUGGAUGUAUAAAGUUUCUCUAUGUGGAAGACAACAUAGUGAGCUAAUUCGAACAGGCGACAUACCGCGCAGCGGUAACGCCAGUAGUGUAAAUGAUUCAUUAUUAUUAUUCGCCGCUAAGAUUCUAGCCUAGCCUAAUAUUAAGUCUAAUAAAGCUUUGAAGAUGUCUUGUUAUCAAGAUUCUAUUGCGGGAAAAUAGGACUUUAUCUAAUUAAUUAAAAUUGUAAGGUCCCAGGAUGUUACCCUGAGGAAUCCCUUGAACUUCUGCCUCGUAAUAGAAUCUUGUCUGUAUAUUUGAGGAUGUAUCGAUAGGUAACAAUAUUUUCUACUCAUAAUUGAAAUAAUUAUUGUGUAAAACUGUACUGAACUCAUUUCAAAUAUAGUUGGUAAGAGCUAAAUGUAUCUGUAAGUAACUAUCAAAUGCUGGUGACGGAGCAAACAACAUUAAUUUAUGUAAUCAUAAACACAUGUGCACUUCUCUUCAAUCAAACACUUAACUAUAACUUAAAUGUAGCUUAAUAUUAGUGUUAAAUUUAACCCAUAAUAUGAUGAAUACGCUUAUUAAUUUUAAUGUUUCCGAUUAAAUUGGAGUCUUGAUAUUCUUGACCAAAUGUUAUUUAAUAUGAAAUUAUUUUCUAAAUAAUAAUGCCAUUUCAAAUUCUAGUAAUAGGUAGAUAGUACAUUAGUAAAUCUUCAUGAAUACAAAUUAAGAUUUUUGUCUUUGUUAUAUACAACAUAGCUAAGUAUAAUGUAGAAAAUCUCAAAUAUUUAUUGAAUUUCAAAGCUCGUGCUCAAAACAGAUCGAGACGAACUGCUUUCUGUGAACAACAACUACCUAUUAGAUCUAUUAGACUGAAAGGCAAAGGCGUCACAGCCCUAGGAAGAACAGGAAUACUUAGGUAGGCUAAGACUCGGUCUUAUUGCAGGCUCUUGUGGAGGACCCAGAGUAUAUGUACCGUCCUUCAACUAGAAUAUCUUCUGACGAAAGAAGUUGAACAUUGAAUUUAUUAUUAUCAAAGAUAUUAAAACAUUUCAGGCCAAGUGUUUACUCGCCGAUGCCAAAUUUACAACCGACAUUGGUACUGAUAAACUGAAAAUAGGUACAUACACAUUUUUCUACUGUUACCAUAAAAAUGUACGAGUACUCAACAACAUUUCAAACAUAUAUCAGAGGCCUAGUUUCCUGGUAGGUACGUGGGACCAUUCUCAUUGAAUAUCAAAUCAAUUGAAUCCAUAAUCAUGAUAAAUUAGGUCCCUAGGUGUAUGAUUUCAGGGAUGGUAAGGCUAAAUAUUUAAUCCAACUGGUGACGCUUAUCGUAGACAAAUUUAACAAUAGAUUUUUUUAUAUAUGUAUAUUUAUCAUCUAUUUUAAUGAUUAUUAGAGAUUUAUUAAAUUCUGUAUAUUGUGCAUUUAGUGUACCUACCUAUUAAUAGUUCAUAGGUACUAAUUAUUAAGAAUAGUCAAUAUAGAAACAUACUUAAUUUGAAAAUGUAGUCUAGUAAUGCCAUUCAGAUUGGGGAUAUAGCUUUAUAAAAUUGUAGAUUUUAGCAUACUGAGCCUUAUGUAAAUGAAUAUUAAUUGUUGUUUCUGUAAUAUAUAGCUUGGAGCAUACGGCCCACUCUUGAUUAAUGUAAUCUCUCUCAGACUUUAGGAACCACUUUUGUACAAUACUAUUGCUUUUAAAUGUGACAUUACAACAUUCCGAAUGUGUUUAGUAUUCAAUUGUCAAUGUACUUAAGCUAUUUAAAGACCUAUACACUGCUAUGUUUUAAGAUAGUGAAAAAUAAAGAAUAUUAACUAACUAGUUACCUACCCACAGUCGUAAUAUAUUUUUCACAAAAUAUCCUAAUGUGCUUUCACAUAAAAUAGUAAUGAUAAACUUUGAAGUCAUUGAAAGUAAGCAUAAGUAUCCAUUCAUAGUUAUAUAAAUACUAUACCUAUUACAUGUGUAAAGAGAUGUUAUUUACUAAAAGUAUCGACGUAAAAUUCCUAACAUUUUCUAUUAUUGUAUCCCACACAGUAAAGCAAGUAAUAGUAUAUUUAGAUGCAACCGCUGAAGAUGAAUUUUCUAUUAUGUAUUGUAAGUAUGCAAAUGUACCUAUUUAUUAAAUGUUUUAUCUUAAAAAUCACAAUAAUUUUAUGUAAACAACAACACAGAUCUUUGUAUGAAAUUGCAUUUUCUCUCUAAUAAAAUGAAAUCUCAAAAUCAAAUGGUUUUU
Spodoptera litura is the source of this 4691-nucleotide messenger RNA. The record is from RefSeq and is a predicted model, not a curated record. Lineage: Eukaryota; Metazoa; Arthropoda; Insecta; Lepidoptera; Noctuidae.